Erinaceus europaeus (western European hedgehog) is the source of this 3098-nucleotide messenger RNA. RefSeq names its product inter-alpha-trypsin inhibitor heavy chain 2 (gene ITIH2). Gene Ontology annotation, molecular function: serine-type endopeptidase inhibitor activity. Bases 133 to 2970 code for a protein of 945 amino acids. Gene Ontology annotation, biological process: hyaluronan metabolic process. The transcript has 21 exons. NCBI's taxonomy places the organism in Eukaryota, Metazoa, Chordata, Mammalia, Eulipotyphla, Erinaceidae. The record is from RefSeq and is a predicted model, not a curated record.
CUGCAUUCUGAAGGCGAGCUCUGCUCUUCUGUGGCUUCUUUGAAGCCUGCGAGCCAGGAGUGGGACAGAGCAGAGAGCAGUGGAGUUCUCUCUCCAGGGAGAGCUAGAGGGCUGGGCAGGGCUGCCUGCACAAUGAGGGGACUCCUGAGCCUUCUCCUCACCUUCCUUCUCUCAGAAGCCCACGGCUUUGAAAUCCCUACCAACAGUCUCCCAGAAUUUGCAGAAUAUGGAGACCUUGUGGAGCUGGCCCCGGGACGAUUUCACUUUGUGCCAGAGCACCGGAGAUAUCAGAGGAGUGUGCCUGCAGACUCCGAGGAAGCGGUGGAGGAGGCCGACCAGGUAACACUGUACAGAUACAAAGUCCAAUCCACCAUCACAUCCCGGCUGGCCCACACCGUUGUCCAGGCCAAAAUGGUCAACAGUUCCCCGCGGCCUCAGGACAUGGUGUUUGAUGUCCAGAUCCCCAAAGGCGCCUUCAUCUCCAAUUUCUCCAUGACUGUGAAUGGCGUGACUUUCAGCAGUUCCAUUAAGGAGAGGACUGUGGGUCGGACUCUGUACUCACAGGCCAGAGCCAAAGGCAAGAGUGCUGGGCUGGUAAGGAGCAAGAUGCUGGAUAUGGAGAACUUCAAAACAGAAGUCAGCGUCCCUCCAGGGGCCAAGGUAUACUUUGAGCUGCAUUACCAGGAGGUGAAGUGGCGGAAGCUGGGCUCCUAUGAGCACAGGCUCUACCUGCAGCCGGGUCGGCUGGCCAAGCAUCUGGAGGUCGAUGUGUGGAUCAUUGAGCCACAGGGAAUACAGUUUCUCCAUGUUCCAGACACAUUUGACAACCACUUCCGUGGCAUCCCCGUCAUCUCUAAAGGACAGCAUAAGGCUCAUGUCUCCUUCAAGCCCUCUGUGGAGCAGCAGAGAAAAUGCCCCAAUUGCUCCGAGACGGUAGUGGUUGGAGAGCUGGUGGUGAUGUAUGAUGUGCACAGAGAAGAGAAAGCCGGAGAUCUCCAGGUCUUCAAUGGCUAUUUUGUCCACUUCUUUGCUCCGGAUAACAUGGACCCCAUCCCCAAGAACAUCCUUUUUGUCAUUGAUGUCAGUGGCUCCAUGUGGGGGGUAAAAAUGAAACAAACGGUGGAGGCGAUGAAGACCAUAUUGGAUGACCUGAGGUCUGAAGACCAGUUCUCUGUGGUUGAUUUCAACCAUAACGUCCGAACCUGGAGAGAUGACUUGGUCUCUGCCACCAAAACACAGGUUGCAGAUGCCAAGAAGUAUAUUGAGAAAAUCCAGCCCAGUGGAGGCACAAACAUCAACGAGGCGCUGUUGCGGGCCAUCUUCAUUCUCAACGAAGCCAACAACCUGGGGUUGUUGGACCCCAACUCUGUCUCUCUCAUUGUCUUGGUUUCUGAUGGUGACCCCACUGUAGGUGAGCUCAAGCUGUCAAAGAUUCAGAAGAACGUGAAGCAGAAUAUCCGUGACAACAUCUCCCUGUUCAGCCUGGGGAUUGGCUUUGAUGUGGACUAUGACUUUCUGAAGAGACUUUCCAACGAGAACCGGGGCAUCGCACAGAGGAUCUAUGGCAAUCAGGAGACCUCCUCCCAGCUCAAGAAAUUCUACAAUCAGAUCUCCACUCCACUUCUCCGGAACGUUCAGUUCAACUACCCCCACACAUCAGUAGUGGAUGUCACACAGAACAGCUUCCACAACUACUUUGGAGGGUCUGAGAUCGUGGUGGCGGGCAAAUUCGACCCCAAGAAGUCAGAGCAGCUCCAGAGCAUCAUCACGGCAACAUCGGCUAGCGCAGAGCUGGUCUUGGAAACUCUGAGUCAGAUGGAUGACCUGGAGGACUUCCUGUCCAAGGACAAGCACGCAGACCCUGACUUCACCAAGAAACUGUGGGCCUACCUGACCAUCAACCAGCUUUUGGCCGAGCGGAGCCUGGCGCCCACGGCCACCACCAAGAGGCAGAUCACCAAGACCAUCCUGCUGAUGUCGCUGGAGCACCACAUCAUCACCCCGCUCACCGCCAUGCUGAUCGAGAGCCCGGAGGGGGACGAGCGCAUGCUGGCCGAUGCCCCGCCCCAAGACCACUCCUGCUGCUCGGGUACCCUACACUAUGGCAGCAAGGUCGCCCCAGACGCAGUCCCGGCUUGGGCCAGCUCUCUGCCUGCCACAAAGGCCCCAAUGCUGGCUCAAAGAGGCCCCCUGCUGGAGAAGGCACUACCCUCUGUGAAUCAAGUGGAUAAUGACCCGCACUUCAUCAUUUACCUGCCGAGAAGCCAUCAGAAUAUCUGUUUUAAUAUUGACUCAGAACCUGGCAAGAUCCUCAGUCUUAUUUCUGAUCCAGAGUCAGGAAUUCUGGUCAAUGGCCAGCUUGUUGGUGCCAAGAAGGCUGAGAAUGAGAAACUGAGCACCUAUUUUGGAAAGCUGGGCUUUUAUUUCCGGGAUGUCGACACAAAGAUAGAAGUCAGCACAGAGACCAUCACCCUGAGCCGGGGCUCCCGAACAUCCAUCCUGUCCUGGUCCGACACGGCUCAGGUCAUUUUUCAGAGGGUGCUUGUCUCCGUGAAGAAGGAGCAAAUGGUGACAGUGGCCCUGGGGGAGGAAGUGUCUUUCUCGGUCCUACUGCAUCGCGUGUGGAGGAAGCACCCGGUUAAUGUAGACUUCUUGGGCAUCUAUGCGCCCCCCACCAACAAGUUUUCACUGAGCGUCCACGGACUGAUAGGCCAGUUCACGCAGGAGCCAGAGAUCCGGAUCUCCAGGGAGCGACUGGGGAAGGAUCCUGCAAAGCCCGAGGCCAACAUGGAGGUGAAGGGACAUAAGCUGCUUGUCACCAGAGGCUUGCAGAAAGACUACCGGACCAAUGUGGUGUUUGGCAGCAAUGUGCCCUGUUGGUUUGUGCACAACAGCGGGAAGGGCUUCAUCGAUGGGCAUUACAAGGACUACUUCGUACCAGGGCUCUACAGCUUUCUUCAGUGGCCCUAGCGGCCAAGGCUUUGGAAUGGGAUGGACAAAUACACCUUCCCUAUCACCUUUGCAGCCAUUCUCUGCCUCGAGUAAAGCAAAGCUAACCAGGUAGCAUGGCAGGUCAUAAAUAAAUGCUUUAUAAAGGG